AUGGAGACCAUCAGCAACCUCACUGCCGCCGCCUCCAAGGCCGUUUGGGGAGACAGCCAAACUACCAACAAGGAGCCUGUCUCUGGAGUCCAGGGUGACACCAAGCAGGGCGAGCCCUACGAUGCCGGCAACCUGGAAACUCCCCAGCAAGAAAAGGUGGCACAGAACUUUGGAAGCCACGGUGAGGAACGAGCAACCGGCCUUGGACAUGACGCCCCCGUCUCGAAGCCCACCGAGACAACAAACGCCGCUUCAGCCACACCUUCAGUUCCCGCACCCAAUCCUCACUCAAAGGACACCUCUGCCGGCCAGAACGACACCCGCGACCCGGCGCAGGCGGACAAGGGCAACAAGGACCUCCACAACGUAGACGACACCUCUGAGGGCACCGAUGUCAAGCUCGGCGAGGGCCCUGGACCUCAGCCUAUCGAGAAGCUUGCCAAGGAGCAUGGUGGUGAUGCAGGAAAUGCUCCUGUUGAGGGAACUUCCAACAAGCCUACUGAGGUUGGCUCCGAGGGAGCCACAGAGUCAUCCAAGUCCGAGAAUCAACCUCAUGACCCCAAGGAGGACGAGUAUAUAACUGCUAGCGGUUUUGCUGCCGAUGGUGGUGACUUUGAUGCUUCCAAGCCUGGUGCUGGACGUGAAGCUGACCGCCUGAUGGAGCAAAAGGGCAUUCAUCUUGGCGAGAGCGGAAGCCCAGAUCACUCCAAGACCGAGUCGCACUCCAGCGGCAAGCACCACAGUUCUCCUGAUGAGAAGAAGGACAAGCCAAACAUCGGCGAGCGCAUCAAGGCCAAACUCCACAAGCACUAA
This is a messenger RNA of Fusarium redolens, 813 nucleotides long. RefSeq lists its product as uncharacterized. Lineage: Eukaryota; Fungi; Ascomycota; Sordariomycetes; Hypocreales; Nectriaceae. The coding region runs from base 1 to 813 and encodes 270 amino acids. The record is from RefSeq and is a predicted model, not a curated record. The transcript is spliced from 3 exons.